AUGAGUGGACGCCAAGACGAGAGCGCCUCGCUGGACGCUCUUUUCUCUGCCGCUCGUCGUCUGCCUCCACUGACUGUGGAGGAAUGCGCCUUCGACGCCGAGUCGAAAAAUUGGGUGCCGCAUGCAGCCAUUCGAAGACUGAAGAAAAAAGAAGUCCAACAGCUUCGCCAUGUACGCCUCAUAGUUCAAAAGGCCCCCACAGGGCAGAGCAAAUGUCGCUGCUGCGGCGGAAAGAUCGAGAAGGGCGAGGCGCGUCUCGGCUACCCGACGGCGGAUCCGCGAGGGGCAUUCGGUCUCCUCACCUGCUGGCUGCAUCCGCGUUUCAGGUGUGCCAGAGUCAUUCUCGAGGAAAUUUUGCAGGCUCAGUUGGGAGACAGGGACCGCACGGAUAUCGCGCAGCUCCUACAGAGAACGAAGGAACAGGAGGACAGUGAAGAGGCCGUCAAGGACGAGAAGGCAAUCAAGGACGAGAAGGCAAUCACGGACGAGAAGGCAAUCAAGGACGAGAAGGCGAUCAAGGGCGAGAAGAACCCCCCGGUGGGGAGGGACAGCAAGGACGCGGAGCGCAAGGCAGAUAAAAACGAGAACUGUCUGCCACUCGAUCCCAAGGAAGAAACUGAAGCGAGCGUCUCCACCGCCGCGUCGUCGCCGUCGUCUCCUUCGCCUUCUGGGUCGGCCGUCGCCUCCGUGAACAGCACGCAUGCGCUCUUGGGUGAACACCUCGAACUUGCUGCUCUGUGUCACGGCCUCGACGACCUCGAGGCGGCGUCUCUGGCAUACGUGAAGGCGCAGUUCGGCGCAGCGAUUCACAGCGUGGUAGCCCGUGCCGACGCGGAGGCUUUGCUUGCGGCAGAGAAGAAGAACGCAGAUGGCGAUGCGGAAUUCCCUGAAGAUGACAUUGCCGCGGUCAUGCGCGACAUCGUUAAACGCCGAAUUGAAGGGCGACGGCCUGCGCCGUCCGACCUCAUGGUAUCGCUCCUCCCUUUCCAGGAAGAGGGUCUCUGGUGGCUUUGCCGACAGGAACAGUCCGAGGUGCGAGGCGGCAUUCUCGCCGACGAAAUGGGUAUGGGUAAAACGAUUCAGAUCAUUUCCUUGAUUCUCGCACGUCCGUUUCCUCCUCUGCCUCGCCCCCUGCGCCCCAGUGCGUCCUCCCGCGAGAGACAUGCGCUGCCUCGCGUCGGGCAAACGCUGGUGGUGACGCCUCUGGCCGCCCUGCUGCAGUGGAAAGGCGAGCUAGAGAAAUUCGUCAGACCGGGGCGACUCUCGGUUCUCGUCUACCACGGCCCGUUUCGCCAGGGCCUUAAGUCAGAGCUGGAGAAGCACGACGUCGUGCUGACCACCUACUCGACGCUCGAGCAAGACUUCCGCCGCGAAACCAACAAACACAAGGUUCUCUGCAAGUACUGCGGGCGUUUGUUUCUCCCCGACAAACUCGCAAUUCACCAGCGGUAUUUCUGUGGGCCAGCGGCGGUACGGACAGCGAAGCAGCGUUUGACGACGCGGAAGCGGGGGACGGAGAAGGCGAUGGAGACGCUUCAAAUCACUUCUGAAACGGCUCCAAUCGUGGUUGAGGAAGACGAGGGCGCCGGAACUCAAGAGCGGGGCCGGAAGAGAAAACGGAAUGGGAGCAAGGGGGAGGAGUCGAGGCAGGACGGAAAGGCAGGCAAGCAGGCGUCCUCGUCUUCUUCUGCGUCUUCUUCCGCGUCUUCGUCGUCAGCGUCCUUUUUGCCUACCCCUUCGAAUGUGAUGAAGGAACUGAUGGCGGAGGCGAAUCGGGAUCUCCGCGAUGUCGGGCCUUCCUGGGUCUUUCCGAAGCCCCUUCGUUUCGCGCGGCGUACGCCGUAUUCGCCGAAAGCGGAGAACGGGAGCACAGCUGCGCAGAACGGCCAGGCGCCGGCGAAGAGAGAGCUCACGUCCAAGGACGACGCCGCGGCCUCCGAGGCUUCUGAAGAUGAAGCCGAAAUCAGUAGAGCUGUACAGCAACUCCUCGAAAUGGGGUACGAUCGCGACCGAGCUCUGGCGGCUGCGUUAUCGUGCAACGGGAGCAUCGAAGACGCCGUGCAACUCCUCGCGGAGGACAAGGUUGGGGGCGACGCGGGCCAGCGCAGUUCCGACGAAGAAGAGGAAGAAGAGAGCGCGCGGGCCGAGAGGGACAGAGCUCGGACGUUGCGGCACGAGCUCCGAAUCAGCAGAACCGAUGUGCCGCGACAGAAGCUUCCUGUGCUCCAAGGGCUCCUCAGACGCUGCGGCCUUCCGACGAGCGGCACGAAGCAGCAACUGGUCACCCGUCUCUGUCGAUUCCUUUUCGAAGAGGAGGACAUGUCGGAUGAAGCCGAGGCGUCCGGCGAGGAGCCCCGACGCGGGGACAGAGGGCCGAGGCGCCGCGAGAGGCCAGCGAAGAGCAAGAAAGGGGCGUGCGGCGGGUUGAGACGAAGCGGGGAAGGCGUAGACGGCGCAUCGGAGAACGAGGCAGCAGGCGAGCAACCGCGGCGUUCCCGAAGACUUCGCGAAGUGGCAGAGGCCGCCCAGGAGAUCCAGAACGGGGGAUCCGCCGGAGGACGCGAGGCAUCCGCCAAGAAGGGCGGGGAGAAGGCUCGGACGACUUGCGCCCCGAGGGGCGCAACGACGCCCGGCAGCGCGAGCGCGUCCACAAAGCAGACAAAGGGGAAGAAGGCGCCCGUGUCGAAAAGAAGGAAGAAGGCCGAAUGGUGCAGCUCGUCGUCCUCGUCUGACGAAGAUUACGAAGAAGAAACAGACUCCUCGUCCGUCAGUUCCGCCGCAGACGAGGAAUCCUCGUCGGAGGCGUCCUCGCUGUCGCCUUCCGAGGCUGAAGAGUCGGCGGACGAGGCGCCAGCACGCCCUCGGCCAGCCGCGCGGCCCGUCGCUUUGCCUGCCUCGUCCACGACCGACGAGGACGGCGAGCCGGCGGGAGGUCUCGUGGACGAGGAAGAGGACGAGAACGACGAGGCGGUCAAGCAGCUCUUGCGCCAAUCAAUGUUGCACAGCAUUCUGUGGCAGCGCCUCGUCCUUGACGAGGCGCACCGCAUCAAGUCGCGGAACAGCAGCACUGCGCAAGCAGUCUUGGCCUUGCGGACGGCGACCUUGGUCUGCCGAAGGGAGGGCGAAGUCGUCGCGGUGCAUGCAGCGGGGAACGGGGAUCGCGAGGACGCGGCAGGAACCCUGAAGGCGGAGACGAGCAACAAGCGGAACCGGAGAAAAACGAAGGCGGUCGAGCGAAAAACGCCGGAGAAAGAGACCAAGACGACGGGCACAGAGACGGAAAACCACGCAGAGACAACCGACACCCACCUUGAGGCUUCUUCGACGCAGCUUGCAAACGGUGGAGGGGCUCUGGUUCUACGAGAACGAAAGGAGGGAGAAGAGGCGAGCGACGAGGUCGCGUGGGAACUGAAAGUCGGAGGCAGUCGGUGGUGCCUAACGGGCACGCCUCUCCAGAACCGGAUUGGAGAGCUUUUCAGUCUUGUCAAAUUCCUCAGAGUUUAUCCCUACGCCUACUACUUCUGCAAGAGGCCUGGAUGCACGUGUCGGUCUCUGCACUUUCGCUUCCACGAGGGCAAACACUGCGUGAAGUGCGGGCACACGCGCAUGAGUCACUUCUCGCUCUUCAACCAGAAAGUCAUCAACCCCAUCAAGCGCUGCGGGUACCAGAACGAGGGCGUCGUUGCGUUGAAGAACCUCAAGAGAGACGUUCUGGAUACGAUUAUGCUUCGCCGGACCAAAGUCGAACGAGCUGCAGACGUGAAGCUUCCCCCGCUGACUGUGCGCAUUCGCCGGGACGCCCUCUCGCCGGAGGAGCGCGACUUUUACGAGUCGCUUUUCAAGCAAACUGCAAUUCAGUUCGAUGCCUACGUCGAAGCUGGAACCGUUCUCCACAAUUUUGCCCACAUUUUCGAUCUGUUGAGUCGCCUCCGCCAAGCGGUGGAUCACCCCUACCUUCUCGUCCACGGAUCGCUCCAGCCUCUCGACGGCACUUCCCUGCUUCCCACGGCGUCGCGGAAAGAGCAGCCCGCGGGUGUUUGUGCCUUGUGUCAAGACGACGCGCUGCAUGCGGAGCACCUCACGGAGGCGAGCUGCGGGCACGUGUUCCAUCGCGCUUGCUUGUGGGAGUACGUCCAGUCGGUGCCCGUGGGCCCCGGCCCCGAGACGAUGUCGGAGGCCCUCGAAAAGAAGAAAGAAGUUCUGGGGUGUCCGGCGUGCUACACGCCCCUGACGGUCGACCUGUCGACUCUCGAGCGCCAAGUUUGCAGCGCCGCCGGGGGGGCUGAAGACGGCGAAGGCGAGACGAGGUCGCGAAAGGGAGGAAGAGACCAAUCUGCCAAAGACGCGGAAGAGGAGGAAGACGAGACGGACGAGGCCGAGCUGGAUGAGUUGCUGGAGAAAGACCAGGGGGGCCAAGCAGGCAGCAGGGGGCAAGGAGACAGUGAACCAGAGAAUGCGCGGCCUCGUCAGAAAGCAGAGACGCCGCAAUCCGUUUCCGACCUCUCGCGGAACCUCCAGCAAGUCGGGCUCGGGAAACGCGGUCCUGAUGGAAUCAUGCAGAAAAUCAAGGCUAGCGAAUUUCGAAGCAGCACAAAGAUCGAGGCGCUGUACCAGGAACUUCUUGAUAUCGAGCGAGAGGACACCACCGUGAAGAGUCUCGUCUUUUCUCAGUUCUGCUCCAUGCUGGAUCUCAUCGAAUGGCGACUUAAAAAGGGAGGGAUUCACUGCGCGAAACUCGUGGGCUCGAUGUCGAUCGUUUCACGGUCCAACGUUCUCUAUGCGUUCAACAAUGAUCCGUCUUUGAAAGUGCUUCUGAUUUCCCUCAAAGCAGGAGGAGAGGGCCUCAACCUGCAAAUAGCUAGUCGGAUCUUUCUGAUGGAUCCGUGGUGGAAUCCCGCAGCCGAGAUGCAGGCGAUUCAGCGGGCACACCGAAUAGGCCAGCGACAGAAGGAAGUCAUUGCCGUUCGUUUCAUCGCCGAAAAAACUAUCGAGGAGAGAAUUCUGCAGCUCCAGGAGAAGAAACAACUGGUCUUCGACGGGACAGUCGGUGCCUCCGACCACGCAAUGACCAAGCUGACUCAGGACGACCUCCGGUUCCUGUUCCAAAACUGA
This is a messenger RNA of Neospora caninum, 5112 nucleotides long. RefSeq lists its product as hypothetical. The record is from RefSeq and is a predicted model, not a curated record. Gene Ontology annotation, molecular function: zinc ion binding; ATP-dependent chromatin remodeler activity; DNA binding. The coding region runs from base 1 to 5112 and encodes 1703 amino acids. The transcript is spliced from 11 exons. Lineage: Eukaryota; Apicomplexa; Conoidasida; Eucoccidiorida; Sarcocystidae.